AUGUCUUCAACAAACAAGGUCUCUCACCAAGACAUCACCGCCGCCGGCCUGUCAGAAGCAGACCAGAACAUCAACAACUCCGUCGAGGACAAGAGCCACCAGGCAGCCGGCCACAAGGCGAACCUGAGCAACCCCAACACCAGCGCCGAGUCGAAGAAGCGAUCGGAGCAGGCGCUCAAGGAGUUGGGCGGCGAGCAGGCUUUUUAUGGAAAGCAGGGAAAGGGCGAGUAG
Parastagonospora nodorum SN15 is the source of this 231-nucleotide messenger RNA. RefSeq lists its product as hypothetical. The transcript has 2 exons. Lineage: Eukaryota; Fungi; Ascomycota; Dothideomycetes; Pleosporales; Phaeosphaeriaceae. The coding region runs from base 1 to 231 and encodes 76 amino acids. The record is from RefSeq and is a predicted model, not a curated record.